Penicillium hordei is the source of this 747-nucleotide messenger RNA. RefSeq lists its product as uncharacterized. NCBI's taxonomy places the organism in Eukaryota, Fungi, Ascomycota, Eurotiomycetes, Eurotiales, Aspergillaceae. The coding region runs from base 1 to 747 and encodes 248 amino acids. The transcript has 2 exons. The record is from RefSeq and is a predicted model, not a curated record.
AUGGCUACUCUCGCUCUCGCUGGCAAGGUUGCCAUAAUAACUGGUGGCUCGAAGGGUAUUGGCAAAGCGACAGCUCUUCGACUUGCGCGUGAUGGUGCCAAGGUGGUUAUCCAGCACCCUUCCAAUGACAAAGGCGCCCAGGAGAUGGUGGACGAAAUCGGAGAGCUAAACGCUCUGGCUGUCAAGGGCAAUGCGAGCAGCGUGGCCGACAGCGAAGAGCUGAUCCGUCGUACGGUGGAGGUGUUCGGUCAAAUUGAUAUUGUCAUUUCCAACACCGGUUACUUACCCAUCCGAGACCUUGUGAGCACCUCGGAGCAAGACUUUAACGACUGUAUGGAUGUAAAUGUAAAGGGGCCAUACUUUUUGAUUCAGAAAGCGGCCCCUCACCUCCACCCGGGAGCCCGAGUCAUCCUAAUUUCCUCCGCCCUCUGCCACGUCUCUACAGUUAGCCCUCCCUACCUUCUUUACUUGACCGCAAAGGGUGCUAUCGAGCAGAUGAUUCGCGUUCUGACUAAGGACCUGGGCCCAAAGGAAAUCACCGUCAACGCAAUCGCUCCAGGUCCGACCGACACCGAGUUGUCCACGCCAGGCAGCUCAGAGCCUGCGUCGAACGCCAUCAAGGGUCUUAUCCCCAAUGGACGCUUGGGUACACCUCAAGAAAUGGCGGAGACCAUGGCAUAUUUAAGCUCCUCGGCGAGUGCCUGGGUCUCAGGACAAAUCCUACGUGUGAAUGGCGGCAUGGCAUAG